This is a messenger RNA of Peromyscus californicus insignis, 1938 nucleotides long. RefSeq names its product chromosome unknown C17orf58 homolog (gene CUNH17orf58). The transcript has 5 exons. The coding region runs from base 299 to 1219 and encodes 306 amino acids. Gene Ontology annotation, molecular function: protein binding. The record is from RefSeq and is a predicted model, not a curated record. NCBI's taxonomy places the organism in Eukaryota, Metazoa, Chordata, Mammalia, Rodentia, Cricetidae.
GUCUGGAGUCCCCUCCCCUUCACAAGCCCAAGCUAUUCUAAGCGCUGAUUUAUUUGUUGUUGACUUCAUCACUCACUUUCCUUGAUUCUGUCCCUCAACUCCCUCCAAACCUCGCUCUCCCCUCGCCCUGUCACCCCCCGCCGAGCACAGCACCCAUCCAGAGCGAGAGCUCCAGGCCGUGGUGUUCUUCUGGCCCACAGAUCCCAGUCGGGACCACACAUCCGACCCUCCUCGGGAAGAGGGCGAGAUCCCCGCCGCUCGGUUUUCUUUCAAUGCCCUGGGAACCCUGUCUACAAAAAUGACAGCUCGAGUCCUCUGGCUUCUCUGUUUGAUCAUCGGAUGGUCCCCCGAAGCCCCGGUGGCGGAGAGAAAAGCUCCUCCGCCGCACCGAAAGCCGGGGGCCCGGGAAACGCCGGGCCCGCCCGCGCAGCCGCUGCCGGAGUUCGCGCGCCGGCCGCGAGCCGCGGACGCAGGGCCGCGCGCCUGGCCGGAGCCCCGGCGCCGGAAGCCCGCGCCACCAGCUGACAACCGCGCCGGCUUCCGGGAUGCGGCGCGCGCGCCCGCAGGGCUCCCGGGCCCGCGCCUCACUCAGGCGGAGAACCGCGCGUCCUCGCCGGAGGACUCCCCGCGGCGCGCGCGCUCUCGGGCCCCGCGACCCCAGGGCGCGCGCGCCGCUGGCCCCGCCCACCCGAACCGGCCGCGCGCCGCCGCGCAGCCCUCUGGAAGCCCGCGCGCGCUGCCGCCCGAGGACGCCGAGCUGGAGCCCCAGUCGUGCGCGCGCGCAUGCAGCGGGGACGCGGACGAGCGCGAGGCCUACUGCGCCAGCGAAUUCGCAGCCGUGAACGGAAUCGUGCACGACGUGGACGUGCUAGGCGCGGGCCUGCGGCUGGUGACUCUACUGGUGGACCCCGAAGGGCUGUACAAGAUGAGCCGCCUGUACAUCACUCCCGACGGCUUUUUCUUCCGCGUGCAUAUACUAGCCCUGGACUCUUCCAGUUGCCAUAAGCCGUGUCCAGAACUUAAACCUGGAAGCCGGUAUAUUGUGAUGGGCCACAUCUACCAUAAGAGACGGCAGCUCCCUACUGCUCUGCUCCAGGUCCUGAGAGGGCGCCUGCGGCCAGGAGACGGACUGCUCAGGGGUAGCAGCAGCUACGUGAAAAGAUUUAACCGAAAACGGGAGUGGCAAGUUCGAGGUGCCACCCACACCCAGUGCAUUUGAACAGACCAGCCUGGCACCUGUGGGUCCCAAGAGACUUGGAACUCAGCAGGAAGACACAGAAGGUGGUCCGUCACAGCAGGGGUCCUUCUGUCUGAAAUUGGGUCCACAGCUGGCUACCUUAAGAACUUGUGCAGCUUAGCUCUAAAGCUGCCACUUUAUUUACAAAACGCUGACAAGCUAUGCUCCAGAGCACAGUGGGAAAGUUACAGUGACACACACACACAGCUCAGACAGCUGGCCUGCCAGGUCAACGGAUCACACACUUCGUGUUGUUUUUAAGUUAUUUUAAUUUAAUACAUUUUUUUUCAGUAGAAAUAGUUCACAAAACAUUUCUUGAAUUUAAAUAUACAACUUUGAAUAGUAUCUAUCAUGUGUCAAGAUUUUGUAUUUAAAGCAUCGAGUUUUAAAUUCCACACAUGAGAGUAAACAUCCCUGUCAGAAUUCAUUUACAUAUGAAAUGUCACUUAGAUCAUACACUAGGGUCAGAACCCAGGCCAAGUAUGAAAAUUAUGUUUCAAGGGCUAAUUCAAGCAAACUAUCAUUCCAAGAGUGUUCCUGAUGUAACUCUGGGCACUGUCAUGCACCCCUGCUCCGAAUACCUUGUUUUGUACCAGACUGGCAUCUAUUCCAGCAUUUUCUGGUGUAUCUGAUGUCAUUUUUCUGUUAGGACUCAGGAUCACCAUUGUGUUUGUAAAGCAGUAAAUCUUGCCUUGAAAUCA